Molecule: messenger RNA, 893 nt
Organism: Belonocnema kinseyi
Lineage: Eukaryota; Metazoa; Arthropoda; Insecta; Hymenoptera; Cynipidae
Exons: 4
Coding region: 10-318 (102 amino acids)
Source: RefSeq, a predicted model, not a curated record
UGCCAUCAAAUGCUAAUGCACCACCGACGAACUCGCACUCUAGACAGAAAUAUAAAUAUUUUUGUAUUUCUGCUAAAUAGAAUGGCAAAAAUAUUAUUACUGCUUUGUCUUGCCUUUAUUGUUGCUACCACUGUAGCAGGAGAAGAAAAUGAACAGAAACCCCUAUGUUCCCCUUUAUUCGGUUAUUGCCAAUCAUCAUUUGGACCGUUUGGCUGUUGUCGUAACUUAAUAUGUCUGGGUUACGCUGCAAAGUGUAUAGCACUUUCACCCGGACAGUUAAUUCCAGGAGAUAGUAGGCCUAACUGGAUUGAAUAUUGAAUUUAGCAGUCGAAAUGUAGUUCGAAUUUCUUCAAACCUUUAGCGAUUUAGAUUUAUCAUCAAAAAAUAAAAAUGUAAUAUUUAUCUGCACAAUUAUCAUCCUCAAAAGUUAAAGUAAUGUUAUUCCCAAAGUGCGUAAUGCUCUUGAGUCACCUUUUUAAAUCACAUUAGUUUCUUAGAUAUACAUCAUCAAUUAGCAAAAAAAAACUUAUAUUCCUAUUUAAGAUGGUAUUAAAUAUCAAAGUUUAUUUUUUAUUCUUUAGAUUAAGAAAUUAAGCAAUUUGAAUCUUACCACUAUUGAUAACAGCUUUUUAGAGCUCGAUCUAUAAUAGUAUUAAUAACAUUGCAUUAUCUUCAAAGCGAAAUAAAAACUCAAUUGAGCCAGACAUCACUGUCUUUAUACAUAUUAAACCAUUUCCCAAAAUUUCAGCACAAUAUAUUCAUUUUUCGAAUUGCAAGGCUCCCGAAUAUAAUAACAUGUAAUAAUUGUUCACGUGGUAGACUAUGGUAACUUUCGAUGACCUCAUAUAUUUUAUAUAAAUUUCGUCUUCAGUUUGAUAUUUUAUUUCGUUUCA